AUGGUUAAACGUACCAGGGACGAUGAAUCUAGUGACUAUGUCGGCGCUGUUGAGUUUGCUGAUGAAGUUACUGAUGCUGUUGGCGUUGAUAGUAGGGUUGUUGCGACACCAAAUUUAAUAUCCGAUGGUGAUGUCGAAUGUUUAUAUUGCGAGUCAAGAUUUCCAUCAUAUCCUGCAUGUGAGAUUCAUGUGAUGAUGGCACAUCAAAACACUUGUAGUUCAUGUGGCAAGGUAUUUCCUACGGAUUAUAUCCUCAAUUUACACAUUGACGAACAUCAUAAUGUGCUACUUCAAAUGAAGAUGGAAAAGGGUGAUGCUGGUUUGCAUUGCUUUGUAGAACAAUGUCGUCACAUGUUUCACACAUCAACUGAAAGAAAAUUCCAUUUGAUUUCUGAGCAUUACUACCCUGCUGAUUAUCCAUUUUCCAUUACUGAUAAAGGUAUAUAA
Messenger RNA from Lodderomyces elongisporus, 447 nucleotides. RefSeq lists its product as uncharacterized. The record is from RefSeq and is a predicted model, not a curated record. Bases 1 to 447 code for a protein of 148 amino acids. The transcript has a single exon. Lineage: Eukaryota; Fungi; Ascomycota; Pichiomycetes; Serinales; Debaryomycetaceae.